AUGGCAACAAGUGGUAAACAGCCUCGAUCCUCCUACUUCUCCCCAGUGGAGUUGGAAAUAUUAAUGACUGCGUAUGCAGAAACCAACAGAAAAAAGGCUGAGGCCCGCAAAACAGGUGGCGGUCCACCACCACCACCUCUCACAGAGGCUGAAAAGAUGGCCCUCAGUCAGAACAGUGGACGACCCAUUGCUGAGGGCAUCUCUGGGGGGAGUUCAUCGGACCCACCCACGCCCCAGGUCACAGGGGCCUACAUAAGAGUUACUGUUGGUGUAAUCUGUCUCGUUGAGCCUUCUGCCAUAACAGACCUCCAUGCUGUUGAGGAUGAUGAAGAAACCUUAUCAGCUGCCACAGAGAGGGAAGAUGCAGAGAGGCCUGCUGAAAGCCAUGCUGGAAAUUACAAUGGGGAAGAAGGUCCAUCAACCUCCACAGCACAGCUUACCUCACUCCCUGUGAAACAACUUUACAAGGUAUAUUUAGAAUCUCAAAUAAACAAAUCACACCUAGAAAUGGAGCACAUAAGGCUGCAGAUCACCAAAACAGAAAAGGAAAUACAACUGCUGGACCAUCAGUUAAAGGUGGGUGACGUGCCCACAGGUGGAUGUUUUUUAAUUGUUUCAACAACAAAGGAUUAACAACUGUACAAAAUUUGUCCUUCUAGGAAAUA
Platichthys flesus (European flounder) is the source of this 665-nucleotide messenger RNA. RefSeq lists its product as uncharacterized. The record is from RefSeq and is a predicted model, not a curated record. Lineage: Eukaryota; Metazoa; Chordata; Actinopteri; Pleuronectiformes; Pleuronectidae. Bases 1 to 633 code for a protein of 210 amino acids. The transcript has 6 exons.